Morchella importuna is the source of this 1152-nucleotide messenger RNA. RefSeq lists its product as uncharacterized. Lineage: Eukaryota; Fungi; Ascomycota; Pezizomycetes; Pezizales; Morchellaceae. The record is from RefSeq and is a predicted model, not a curated record. Gene Ontology annotation, molecular function: siRNA binding. The transcript has 7 exons. Gene Ontology annotation, cellular component: nucleus. Bases 1 to 1152 code for a protein of 383 amino acids. Gene Ontology annotation, biological process: regulatory ncRNA-mediated heterochromatin formation.
AUGUACCGACGAAAAGUUAAACCCGUGAAGGUUAAGGAGGUGGAAUUCCCCGCUGAUCUUGAGAAGUUAGGACUCUUCUUCAACGAGAAUGAUCAAUUGCGCCAAAUUGACAAGCCUGACGAGGGAUUCGAAUAUUAUUUCCACGGUAAAUCAAAUGGAUAUGUUUACGGAAGGAAGCAAACGGCCCCUCCAAGAGAAAGAGAGAGAAUGAACGAGCGCCGUCGUGAAGCUGUUGAUGAAUGCAUCCGCAGGAUUGUUAUGGACCGUCUUGAACAACGUGGGAUGAAAAGACUAACACUUCCACUCGGGGCAACCCCAGAAGAACCCCACUUGGAUAUUCUUGUUUCAGAUAACCUGGACACAUGCAAAAAGCUAUUGAUCCUUACACCUGAUUCUUAUGGAAGCAAUUUGGGUAUUUGGGGAAUGCGUCAAAUACAGCAGGGUUCAAUUAACUUUGGCUCUAUGGUAUCUACUGUUGAUUUUGCCUUCAAGAAUGGCUAUUCUGUUGUCAUCCUAAACCCGGCGGAGACGGUUUGGGACCCCGAAACUAGAAGAGCUAUGACUCAUCUCUCCUGGAAGGCUAAGGAUAAAAAAACGGCAAUCCUGGACCCUAUCAAGAACACCAUCCCGUGCAACGAAACCCCAGAGGAGCAUGUAGAAUAUGUUUUCAACAGAAUCUUGAAGGACAGGGCCCCCAAGGAUGUUGAGAUUGAUGUCAUCGCCUGUGGAUUUACUGCUUAUGCCAUCACCAAGUUUUUGAAUGAAAAUUGGGACGAAUGGAGUGACCAGAUGUUUGUCAUGGCGUUUUCUGAAUCCUCGCAUGCCAUUGCAAGUAUCACGUGUGAGGACCUUCGCAAAUUCUUCAUGCUCCGAGUUCGUAACUAUGUAGUCCAUAGUGAUCCCAAAGGGGAGUUCCUCCUUGACCCUCGAUAUGGUUGUGCUACUUUCUCGACAGGCACAAAGCAUGCUCAAGCGAUUGUCCCUGAAUGCCACGACCUAAUCAUCGAAUAUCUAAGAGACGCCCAUAUCGACCCCGAUAACUGCAAUCCAGAUGUCCCUAUCAUCGUCGGUGACGCUCCGGACAGGGAUGAAUGGAUUGAGCAGAUGGAAAAGCGAGAAGCCAUGGGUAAAGCUGGUACUUGGGAUAUGUGA